Messenger RNA from Parnassius apollo (apollo), 594 nucleotides. The record is from the annotation of a GenBank genome assembly. NCBI's taxonomy places the organism in Eukaryota, Metazoa, Arthropoda, Insecta, Lepidoptera, Papilionidae.
AUGAGAGAGAAGAUGAAAGAAAGAUAUAAGCUGCAGAAAGUUCAUGCGAAAACAAUUGAGGAAGUACGUGAAAGGUGUAGAAUAGAAGCGGACGAGAGGUUGUCGCACAACUUUAGGGAAAACUCCAAACUCUUCUGGAAAGAGGUUGGAGGGUCCCGGAGUGGUGCGACAGCCUUAAGAAUGAACAAAGUGCUUACGAGAACCAAUGACGUUCUCUCAGAAAAAUCGGACGUCAUGCAGCGAUGGAGUGAAUUUUAUAGAGAAAUGUAUGCGUGUCAUGAUCUUAGUGAAGGAUCCGGGGGUGACGCCGUGACUGGCACGCCAGACACGGACCUCGAUGACACUGAGGUCAUCAGCAUGAAAGAGAUUGAACGUGCGAUUCGAAGUUUGAAAUGUGGUAAGGCUGCGGGACUAGACAGAGUUACUGCUGAAAUGGUCAAGUACGGUGGGACUCGCGUCUGGGAUAGCUUCCAUCUGCUGUGCAAUUUGUGCUGGCGGACGGGAGAUGUCCCGGAUGAUUGGCGAUCCGCGGUCAUUGUGCCUUUAUAUAAAAGUAAAGGUUCACAUUUGGAGCUUGACCAGUUUAGCAUGUGA